Molecule: messenger RNA, 744 nt
Organism: Striga asiatica
Lineage: Eukaryota; Viridiplantae; Streptophyta; Magnoliopsida; Lamiales; Orobanchaceae
Source: the annotation of a GenBank genome assembly
UCAUCGGAGCCUCCCUUCCUCCAGCACACCGCCUCCACUACUCUGAAUCGGCUCUUAGGCUAUUGGCGCGUCUCCCUGCAGGCCGUCUGCCUCUCCCGCUACGGCGUCUCGCCUUUUCCGGUUGGUUGUAGGGGAUGGCAGGGUACUGUUAUCGGAAGCCUUUUCCGAUUCAUCGAGGAGAUAGCUGCAGAGGAGGAUAGCAAGCUGCGGGACUUUCUGGAUACCUUUCAAGGAAGAGUUUAUGAAUGCCCUAUAGUCAAUGGUGUGCACUUUAAGGGAGAUGGCUAUAGUUCUUGUGUUGAUACCGUCAUGUUAUAUUGCCUACCAUUAUUUUUUUACAAGAUCAUUAGACAUAGGGCACUAUACAGGAUGACUUCCGAUUUUGUUGAAGCUGAAACUAGCGGUGCUAUUGGACUGAUAAGCAAAUGUAUUCUACCUAUUAAUCCAACUGAUCCUGAAUGUUUUCAUGUAGAACAAUCGAAUCCUUCUAGCGGCGUUCAGAUGGAGUUGAUCCAAAUGGAGAUCCUUCGAUAUAAUCUCUCGCACACGCUGUCACACAACUUGAUUGAGGUUGGUUUUGCAACUCAGAUAAUGGGCACCCAGGCAGAAAUUCAAGAACGACAUGACGCCGUUCGACAUUUGGAGAAUAAGCUUCUAGAUUUGCAACAGUUUCGUCUGCCAUGGACCAUGUGUAGUGGGGCAACCCGGUUCUUCACAAGGCAAAAAGUCUGCAGAAAAACUUGA